UCAACAACAAGUCAACAACUCCACGACCACAUUCUUCUCCCUCAUCAUCAUCCAUCUUCGAGCAAGACCCAACGUACAAGAGCUAAACAGCCAUGGUGGGGCUCGCCGUCGCCGCCAGCCUCCGGGAGCAAGGGGUGCCUCCCUUUGUCGUCGUCUUGGAGCGCGUGGACAGCAUCGCCUCGCUCUGGCAGAAGCGCAUCUACGACCGCCUCAAGCUCCACCUCCCCAAGCAGUUCUGCGAGCUCCACAGGAUGCCAUUCCCGGCCAGCUACCCGGAGUACCCCACCCGCAGCCAGUUCAUCGAGUACCUCCAGGCCUACACCGCCGCCUUCGACGUCAAGCCGGAGUUCGGCAGCACCGUGCAGACUACCCGAUUCGACGAGACAUCCGGCGUGCACUCCAGCUCCUCCUCCGGCGAGAGCAUGGAACACAUGGGCGCCAUGGCUCGUGGUCGCCUCCGGGGAGAUCGUGGUGCCCGACGACAUCCACGGACGGGCACGUUCACGCUCAAGGACAAGAACAAGCACGGCCGGCCGGACCCCCGGGCUCGAGACCGGCGCCAUGGCUAGGAUCAGGUCCGGCGACAUCACCGUCGUGCCGGGCUGGUGCUCACGACAGAGUAUAAGUGAUGAUGCAUUGAUGCUGCUCAGGGCCCUCGUGAGGAGAUGAUGGUCGCUGGUUGCAUGCACGCGUGUGGAAGGGCCGCAAUAAUGGCGGGCGGCGCGCUCGCUCCGUCUGUCCUCUGUAGAGCAGAGAGGGAGAGGAAGAAGACAGGGACGAAAUAGGGAUUAUAUUACGAGCAGGGUGCAGUGCGCUCUUUGCUAUAGCUCCUCUUUAUUUAAUCCGUGGGUUCAUCAUUCGGUUCCAUUCUCUCGCUGGCGGUGGCG
Molecule: messenger RNA, 887 nt
Organism: Lolium rigidum
Lineage: Eukaryota; Viridiplantae; Streptophyta; Magnoliopsida; Poales; Poaceae
Product: probable indole-3-pyruvate monooxygenase YUCCA9
Exons: 2
Coding region: 93-569 (158 amino acids)
Molecular function (GO): flavin adenine dinucleotide binding; monooxygenase activity
Source: RefSeq, a predicted model, not a curated record